Messenger RNA from Octodon degus (degu), 1437 nucleotides. RefSeq names its product zinc finger protein 165 (gene Znf165). Gene Ontology annotation, biological process: regulation of transcription by RNA polymerase II. The record is from RefSeq and is a predicted model, not a curated record. NCBI's taxonomy places the organism in Eukaryota, Metazoa, Chordata, Mammalia, Rodentia, Octodontidae. Gene Ontology annotation, molecular function: DNA-binding transcription factor activity, RNA polymerase II-specific; RNA polymerase II cis-regulatory region sequence-specific DNA binding.
AUGGCAACAGAAUCAAGGAAAACUGCAGCUAAGAACUUACUAAUAGAUAAAGGACUUCUAGUAGUGGAAAAGGAAGAGCUAAUCUGGGAUCUAGACACUUGCUUGCAGAGAAAAGAUCCCUUCAGACAGGAGCACCGCCAACGACUUUUUAGGAAGUUUUGCUACCAGGAUGCCCCUGAACCCAGAGAAGCCCUGCGCGGCGAGCUCUGCCACCGGUGGCUGCGGCCUGAGACCCACAGCAAGGAGCAGAUCGCCGAGCUGCUGGUGCUGGAGCACUUCCUGGCCGUCCUGCCCGGGAGCUGCAGGCAGCGUGAACAUUACCCAGAGACCAAAGAGGAAGCCAUGAACAUACUGGGCGAUCUGGAGAGAGGCACUGAAGAAGCACGUGUUCCCCAGGUUCCAUCCCAUGAACAAAGAUUUGGACAUGGACACAAAAUAUUCAGGAAAAGACUCACACUUCCUGUCCCAGCAGUCAAUGUCCAGCUUCAGCUAGCGGAGUCCAAAGCCCGCUCUGGCUCUUCAGAGCCCCAGCUCUUCCUGGACUGUGAUAGUAAGAGUGAAAACAGUGGAUCCAUGUUGACUGGAAUUUAUGAAGAAACGGAACUGCAGAGAAUUAAAUGAGCAAGAGUCUCAGGAGCCAUAUCAGAAGAAUCUGCUGAGCCUCGGGACAUCUGUAAAUCUGUAAAGAAACAGCAGGAAAAAGAACCUGAUGAAUCUCAGAGACCAUCAUCUUCCAAAGAUGGAAGUUUUAGUAAAAUCCUUACCCAUAAAAAUAUACUUUCAGUAGUCACAGGUGAAAUAAGAUGACAUGGAUGUGAGAGAACUUUAAAUCUGAACUCAAAUGAACUCACGUACCAAACUUGUAAACAUGGUACUUAUGACCAGAGUUUCAAAUGGAAUUCAGAUUUUGAUAAGCAUGAAAGAAUUUGUCUUGGAGAAAAAAAUGACCACUAUAGAAACUCUUUUCAGAGCCCAAACCUUAGCAAACCUGCAGCAGUUUUCAGUGGAGAGAAAAGGCAUCAGUGUAGUGACUGUGGAAAAGCGUUCAGGCAUAGCUCCUGGCUUGUUAGGCAUCAGAGAGUCCAUACUGGAGAAACCUAUGAAUGUAAUCAAUGUGGGACAGGCUUUGGGGAAAGCUCAGAUUGCAUUAGACAUCAGUGAACUCACGCUGGGGAAAGACCCUUCAGAUGCAAGGAAUGUGGAACGUUUAUCCUGAACUCACAUCUUGUCCAACAUCAGAGAAUUCACACCAGGGAGAAACCCUAUGAUUGUGGUGAAUGUGGGAAAACCUUCCGAGUGGGUGCACACCUUAUUCGACACCUGAGAACCCACACUGGAGAGAAGCCCUGUGAGUGCAGCAUUGGUAGAGCCUUCGGUCAGAGCUCUCACCUGAGUCAACACCAGAGAAUUCACAUUCGCGAAAACUUGCUGGUGUGA